Molecule: messenger RNA, 2176 nt
Organism: Setaria italica (foxtail millet)
Lineage: Eukaryota; Viridiplantae; Streptophyta; Magnoliopsida; Poales; Poaceae
Product: anthocyanin regulatory R-S protein
Exons: 9
Coding region: 383-2101 (572 amino acids)
Molecular function (GO): protein dimerization activity
Source: RefSeq, a predicted model, not a curated record
UGCAGGCAUAUAUAGCAGUACUCCUUCGGCCGUCGUCUUCCUCGGGGAGGCCGCCGGGGUCGCCAUUGCUAGCAUAUGGUGUGCUCGGAGAUGCGUAUGGCUUCCACCCAGAGAUAGGAUCUCUUAUAUUAGUGCGGAGCUGCUCCUAUUCUUGACCGGCUUUGCAAGUUCUUUGCAUUGCUUCCUUCGCUGCCUCUCUAGCUUACUUCCUGUUCGUGCUACACCCUCGUAGCUUCGUCUUUGGCCGAUCUAGCUUCAUGCAUGAGUGAAUCUGAUCGGCAGAGAUCAGUAUUACUGAGCUAGAAUCGAGUUGUAUUCUUGGUGCAUCUAGCUAAGCUCCUUAAUCAGCAUAGAGCUUACAGUAUUAGGAAAAAUUACGGCGAUGGCACUACCAGCUUCCCCAGUUCAGGAAGAACUGCAGCCGGAGAGUCAAUUGAGGAACCAUCUUGCUGCAGCCGUGAGGAGCAUCAACUGGACUUAUGCCCUCUUCUGGUCCAUUUCAAGCACUCAGCCAGGAUUCCUAACGUGGACGGAUGGGUUCUACAACGGCGAGGUGAAGACGAGGAAGAUCGUCAACUCUGCGGAGCUGACCGCCGACCAGCUCGUCAUGCAGCGAAGCGAGCAGCUGCGGGAGCUCUACGAGGCCCUCCUCUCCGGCGAGUGCGACCGCCGGGCGGCGCGGCCGGUCGCCUCGCUGUCGCCGGAGGACCUCGGCGACACCGAAUUGUACUACGUGGUCUGCAUGACCUACGCCUUCCGGCCAGGCCAAGGGUUGCCGGGAAGGAGCUUUGCUAGCAACGAACGUGUCUGGAUGUGGAACUCUCACCUCGCCGACAGCAAAGCCUUCCCCCGCGCGCUCCUGGCGAAGAGCACGUCCAUUCAGACAAUCGUCUGCAUCCCGCUCAUGAGCGGCGUGCUUGAGCUGGGGACAACUGAUGCGGUGGUGGAGGAUCCAAGCUUGGUCAGCCGAGCCACUGCAUCUUUCUGCGAGAUGCAGUUUCCGGCAUGCUCGCAGGAGCCGAGCUCCAGCCCGUCAGCAAACGAAACCGGCAAGCCCGCCGACAUUAUCGUGUUCGAGGACCUCGAUCACAUUGCCAUGGAAGCGAUGAUCGCCGGCGGACAGGAGCUAGGCGAAGCGGAGAGCCUGUCAGAUGGAAGCCUCGAGCAAAUCACCAAGGAGAUCGACGAAUUCUACAGCCUCUGCGAGGAAAUGGACGUGCAGCCACUCGAGGAUACCUGGAUCAUGGACGGGUCUUUCGAAGUCCCCUCUUCGCAGCAGCCGGCGCCGGGGCCUGCUACUACUAACGCCGCCGCCACCUCAAGCGCUCUCGUUGACGGCUCUCGCGCGACGAGCUUUACGGCCUGGGCGAGGCCGGAGUCGGACUCCAAUGAAGUGGCUGUGCCGGUCGUCGAAGAGCCACAGAAGCUGCUGAAGAAAGCGGUGGCCGGCGGAGCUUGGGCGGCGAACAAUGGCGGCGGCGGCACGACGAGAAUGGCCCAAGAAAGUGGCGUCAAGAACCACGUCAUGUCGGAGAGGAAGCGCCGGGAGAAGCUCAACGAGAUGUUCCUCGUUCUCAAGUCAUUGGUUCCCUCCAUUCACAAGGUGGACAAAGCAUCGAUCCUUGCCGAAACGAUAGCGUACCUCAAGGAGCUUCAACGAAGGGUACAAGAGCUAGAAUCCAGCAGGGAACCCAUAAUCUCGCGCCCAUCCGAAACAACGAGGGCAACAAGGCGCCAUGACGAUGAGGCCGUCAGGAAGAAAGUCUGUGCCGCGGGCUCCAAGAGGAAGGGCUCGGAGCUCGGCGGUGACGUGGAGAGGGAGCACCACCCACGGGCCCUCUCCAAGGACAGCACCAGCAACGUCACCGUCACCGUCUCGGACAAGGAGGUGCUCGUGGAGGUGCAGUGCCGGUGGGAAGAGCUUCUGAUGACGCGAGUGUUCGACGCCAUCAAGAGCCUGCAACUGGACGUUCUCUCGGUUCAGGCAUCGGCACCGGAUGGGUUCAUGGGGCUGAAGAUACGGGCUCAGUUUGCCGGCUCAGCUGCCGUUGUGCCGUGGAUGAUCAGCGAGGCCCUCCGUAAAGCUAUAGGGAAGCGAUGAGGGGCAGCUCAAGUUCUAUAUCGAUGUACAUAGAAGUUCCAUGAACACGUUCCUUGUGAAUCCUAUUUUUGCAAA